Messenger RNA from Thelazia callipaeda (thelaziosis nematode), 1110 nucleotides. The record is from the annotation of a GenBank genome assembly. NCBI's taxonomy places the organism in Eukaryota, Metazoa, Nematoda, Chromadorea, Rhabditida, Thelaziidae.
AUGGAAGUAGCAGAAACGCUGAAGGAAGGUUUUUAUGCUGUAGAGCUGAACAAGACUGUAUGGAUCGUUCCCAGCUAUUACCAAAAUUUAACACCAGUCGGUACCGGUGCUUAUGGAACUGUCUGUGCUGCAGAAUGUCGUUUAACUGGAGAAAAAGUAGCGAUAAAAAAAUUUUCUCGACCGUUUCAGAGUGCUAUUCACGCCAAACGAACACACCGAGAAUUGAAAUUACUGAGAUCAAUGAAUCAUGAAAACAUCAUCGAUAUGCUCGAUGUAUUCACACCCGACAUUAACGCUGCUUCAUUAGGAGACGUGUAUUUUGUUUCGAUGUUAAUGGGAGCAGAUCUCUCUAACAUACUGAAAAUUCAACGCUUGAGCGAUGAGCACAUUCAAUUUCUUGUAUAUCAAAUACUUCGUGGCUUGAAAUAUAUUCACUCGGCUGGUCUCAUUCAUCGCGACUUAAAACCAUCAAAUAUUGCAGUUAAUGAAGACUGUGAAUUAAAGAUACUUGAUUUCGGCUUAGCUAGACAAACAGAUAACGAAAUGACAGGUUAUGUUGCUACACGUUGGUAUCGUGCUCCUGAAAUCAUGCUUAAUUGGAUGCAUUAUACGCAGACAGUGGAUAUUUGGUCAGUUGGAUGCAUUAUGGCGGAAUUGAUUACUGGAAGAACUUUAUUUCCAGGAGCAGAUCAUAUCGAUCAACUGACACGUAUAAUGAAUGUGGUAGGAACACCAAAUGAAGAAUUUUUGUCGAAAAUACAAUCGGAUGAAGCUCGUAACUACAUUCGUAAUCUCCCGAAAACUCCCAGAAAAGAUUUCAAGAAAUUGUUUCCCAGUGCAUCAGCUGAUGCCAUUGAUUUGCUGGAGAGAACUCUAAAUCUUGAUCCUGACUACCGACCCACUGCUAGUGAAGCAAUGAAGCAUCCUUAUUUGAAACAGUAUCACGAUCCAUCUGAUGAACCUAUAUCGCCACCACUCGAUAUAGAUUUCAAUGGAGAUUUAACCAUUGAACAAUGGAAGGAAUUAAUUUGGAAUGAAAUUAACGAUUUUGCGGAGAAAAGAUCGGAGAGGCUUGUUGCUGGAAGUUCGAACAAUGAGGAAACAAGGUGA